Messenger RNA from Corythoichthys intestinalis (scribbled pipefish), 1475 nucleotides. RefSeq names its product NOP10 ribonucleoprotein homolog (yeast) (gene nop10). Bases 139 to 333 code for a protein of 64 amino acids. NCBI's taxonomy places the organism in Eukaryota, Metazoa, Chordata, Actinopteri, Syngnathiformes, Syngnathidae. The record is from RefSeq and is a predicted model, not a curated record. Gene Ontology annotation, molecular function: telomerase RNA binding; snoRNA binding. Gene Ontology annotation, biological process: rRNA pseudouridine synthesis; snRNA pseudouridine synthesis; ribosome biogenesis. The transcript has 2 exons. Gene Ontology annotation, cellular component: box H/ACA snoRNP complex.
UUUCCCGGAAUGCUUGGCGUCGGCCCGAGGCGGAUAUCCGCCGUCCGCCAUUCUUUCUCAGAAACGUGCUACACUUUGCGGAGUUUGGCCUAAAAUAACCUUUUUUUGUGUGGCUUUUUGUCCUUGGUGACCGUCGACAUGUUCUUGCAAUAUUAUGAGGACGAGAGUGGGAACAGAGUCUAUACUUUGAAGAAAUUGUCGCCGAACGGGCAGCCCACCAGCUCAGCCCACCCAGCCCGAUUCUCGCCAGAUGACAAGUUCUCGCGACACAGGGUGACCUUGAAGAAACGCUUUGGACUGCUGCUCACCCAACAGCCUAGACCUGUCCUGUAAAUGGGAUUGCGCUAAGAAAUGGAGAGAAGCAGCCAUUGACGGCAAUAAAAGUCUAAUCAAUUUUGACGGACAGGCACGGCAGCGUUCAUUGGCGAAUGUCUGCCCUCCCAAUCAAAAUAGUUUGGACAUCGAUCGUAUCCAAUGAGUUUUUAACAUGCCAGGACAGCCGCCAAUGUUCUUCCUGAACAAAAGUGUGCUGUAGUAAGUUUUUGUAUUUCUUUUCAAAAUUAUCAUUUGUUGUUGGCCUUUAAAUAUGUUUUGUGUUGAGUAAAUACUAAAUCAAAGGUGUGUUGUGAACGCGCAGAGAAAAUAACAGCUGGAAUAAACAACUGGUCAGCAUGUCACAACUUGUUUGCCCUUGUUGUGUAAGGGAGUCUGUGUUCAAAUUUCCUCCUUGAAAACAGUUUAUUUUUUAAGCUAUGUGGGGAGAAACUUGUGAGUUGUAACUAGAGCUGGAUAUCAUUUUGAUUUAGAUAAAAGUGUUUCAGUGUUAAUUCUGCAAGAAAUAGCCAGUUUCUCAAUGGAAUGCACCAUGGAAGAACCUUGUGAAUAUUUAAAAAAAAAAAAAAAAAGUCCAUGCCCGAUACAUUGCAUCACAUUUUUGAGCAUCUAGAGUAGACAAAAGUUCUGUACUAUUAGUGGUAUAACAGUACAUUGAUCUAAUGAUCAAAUUAAUUGAUAUGCAAAACACUGAUCAACAUAUUUCAGAUCCGUUUUGUUAAACGCGAUAGGCCCCAGCACCUCCGCGACUCGUGAGGGAAAAAGCGGCAUGGAAUAAUUGAAUAUUUUUAAUCUUUAGGCCAGAAAAUGUUAUUUUUGGGAAUUUUAACUGAUUAUGUUAAAUGUGUACAUAAUCCUGUAUUGAAUUGACCUAAAAGCCCUUUAAACAAAUCGGAUAAUGGCGUUCUUUAUUAUCGGCAAACAUAUUGACAUGAAAUUUCUGAUUUUCACAUGGAUUCAAAUUGACACUAAACUUAAAAUCCUGGAAUAAGAUUCGUAAACUAUCAACUAAGUACUUAACAUGAACCCUUUCAGUGACUGGUCACUCAUGUGCACAGCCAUUUAUUCAAAAGUUGACAUUCAUACAGACUAAAAUGUAUCUUUUUACACAUAAAGCCUUUAACCCUUUAUAGGGCAAAUUG